Messenger RNA from Dama dama (fallow deer), 2118 nucleotides. RefSeq names its product prostaglandin F synthase 1-like. Gene Ontology annotation, molecular function: ketosteroid monooxygenase activity; androsterone dehydrogenase [NAD(P)+] activity; bile acid binding. The record is from RefSeq and is a predicted model, not a curated record. The transcript is spliced from 12 exons. Gene Ontology annotation, cellular component: cytosol. Lineage: Eukaryota; Metazoa; Chordata; Mammalia; Artiodactyla; Cervidae. Gene Ontology annotation, biological process: doxorubicin metabolic process; daunorubicin metabolic process; prostaglandin metabolic process. The coding region runs from base 764 to 2020 and encodes 418 amino acids.
GCAGCCCUUGGUGCGGGUGGCUGUGCAUGUGGUGAAACCUCGGCACACCAUCAGAGGCCCCAGACCCUGCUCCUCGGGCCCUUCUGUGAUGGCCGCCCUGCCCCAUCCAGAUGUGUUCGUGUUCCUGUAUGAGUGUUCCUUUGUGUAUGUGUUCCUGUGUGUGUCUCUCUGUGUGUGUGUGUGUGUGUUCCUGUAUGUGUGUGUGUGUGUGUAUGUGUUCGUAGUUGGAUACUUGAAACAAUGGGCAAAUACUCACUCUCGGUAGAUUUGAUUCCUUGUUCUGAUUGGCUUUCACUAGUUUGCUUGGCAUGCUCUCAGUCCUUGUAUCAGCCCAACAGGAAAGUUUAGGGCAAUUCAGUUCAUUUCUGAGUCAGCUUCUGGGUGGCUUUUUGAAUCCGGUGUACUUAUGACUGUUUUUGAAUGCCUUACUAUCUCCCCAAAUCCACACCCCAGUUCUACUCAGGAUUUUAUUAAUACACGAUAUAGUCUAUGUCUCCACCCUUAUUCCUUUGUCGCUGGCCCCGUAUAUAGCACCCCGGCAGCUGUAGUACCCAUCCCAGCUGCUCUUCUGUUUAAGCUCAGUAAAACAGACACCAGUCUCCAGGCAGCCCCGAAGUAGGUUGCUGAUAAGGUUUUCUGUGAUCACUCUGGUUUGAGGGAGGCAACUGGGAGCUGAUCAAGACUGCACUGCCCCAGGCAGGAGGCGAGUAUGUGUUGAAGAAAAAAAUCAAAUCACUCUGCUUAGUCAGAGGAGCAACAGACAAUGGAUCUCAAAAGCCAGAAGGUGAAGCUUAAUGAUGGCCACUUCAUUCCCGUCCUGGGAUUUGGAACCUAUGCACCUGAGGAGGUUCCUAAGAGUGAAGCUCUGGAGGCAACCAAAUUUGCUAUAGAGAUUGGGUUCCGCCAUAUUGACUCUGCUCGUAUGUACCAAAAUGAAGAGCAGGUUGGCCAAGCCAUUCGAAGCAAGAUUGCAGAUGGCGCUGUGAAGAGAGAAGACAUUUUCUAUACUUCAAAGCUUUGGUGCACUUUCCUUCAACCAGAUUUGGUCCGACCAGCCUUGGAAAAGUCACUGAAAGAUCUUCAACUGGAUUAUGUUGAUCUCUAUAUCAUUCAUUUCCCAGUGGCCAUGAAGCCAGGGGAGGAAUUGCUUCCAAAAGAUGAAAAUGGAAAAAUAAUAUUAGACUCAGUGGAUCUCUGUCGCACGUGGGAGGCCCUGGAGAAGUGUAAGGACGCAGGGCUGACCAAGUCCAUUGGGGUGUCCAACUUCAACCACAAGCAGCUGGAGAAGAUCCUGAACAAGCUGGGGCUCAAGUACAAGCCCGUCUGCAACCAGGUGGAAUGUCACCCUUAUCUCAACCAGAGUAAACUGUUGAAUUUCUGCAAGUCACACGAUAUUGUUCUUGUUGCCUAUAGUGCUCUGGGAUCCCAAAGAGUAAAAGGAUGGAUGAACCAGAACCACCCCGUUCUCUUGGAGGACCCAGUUCUUUGUGCCAUUGCCAAAAAGAACAAGCAGACCCCAGCUCUGGUUGCCCUUCGCUACCAGAUACAACGUGGGAUUGUGGUUCUGAUCAAGAGUUUCAACAAGAAGCGGAUCAAAGAGAACACACAGCAGGAGGUUGCAAGCCAUAAACUGCACGCUCAGAACAUUGCUCAUCUGGCCGGUAUAGACGCCCACGAGCUCGCUGGACGAGCCGUCCGCGGGGGUGCUGCAGUGUGCGCUUCUGAUGUCCCAGACGCGCACAGAGUUGUCCAUGGACGCGGACGCGAUCAGGCUGCUGUCCGGACUGAAGGUCAGGCUGGUGAUGUUGUCCGUGUGGCCCCGCAGCUCUUUGUAGAGGGUCCCGGACGCCAGGUCCCACAGCUUCAGCCGCUGGUCCUCGCCCGCGGACGCCAGGUGUUUGACUUUGAACUGAGUCCAGAAGACAUGAAAGCAAUUGAUGGCAUCAACAGAAAUACAAGAUACAACGAGAUACUAUUUGGUGUUGGUCACCCUGAUUAUCCAUUCUCUGAAGAAUAUUGACUCUCAGCUCUCACCGUGAUUCUUUGAGAAUGUCUUGCUUCUAGGGUAGUGAAGAAGAUUUUUGUUGUUGGUGGAGGUGCUUAAAUGAAGUGUCUGAA